Messenger RNA from Auxenochlorella protothecoides, 294 nucleotides. Its product is annotated as Zinc finger CCCH domain-containing protein 36. The coding region runs from base 1 to 294 and encodes 97 amino acids. The record is from RefSeq and is a predicted model, not a curated record. Lineage: Eukaryota; Viridiplantae; Chlorophyta; Trebouxiophyceae; Chlorellales; Chlorellaceae. The transcript has 3 exons. Gene Ontology annotation, molecular function: protein binding; metal ion binding; mRNA binding.
AUGUAUAGAGCCGACAGGGGCUCGUACGACGAUUCUGGGCGGAAAGGAUUCCGUGGGACCGAGGAGAACAGCAAGACCAGGCUGUGCACCAGGUGGCUAGAAGGCAACUGCAGGUUUGGCAAUCGCUGCAACUUUGCACACGGCGAGGCGGAGCUUCGAGGGCUCCCCCCACGCUCCCGUGGCCCAUCAGGGGGGCCAUACUCCCAGACGCCCGACGGCGAGCACUACUUCCACCACCGAGAACGGAACGAGACGCAGUGGGAUCCGCCCGCCGGGUGGACAGGCACGACAUGA